Myripristis murdjan (pinecone soldierfish) is the source of this 2424-nucleotide messenger RNA. RefSeq names its product glycine receptor, alpha 4a (gene glra4a). The transcript is spliced from 9 exons. Gene Ontology annotation, molecular function: transmitter-gated monoatomic ion channel activity; transmembrane signaling receptor activity; glycine binding. The coding region runs from base 335 to 1702 and encodes 455 amino acids. Lineage: Eukaryota; Metazoa; Chordata; Actinopteri; Holocentriformes; Holocentridae. Gene Ontology annotation, biological process: monoatomic ion transmembrane transport. Gene Ontology annotation, cellular component: plasma membrane. The record is from RefSeq and is a predicted model, not a curated record.
GAAAUUGGUCAUAGAAUAAAAAAAAAAAAGAGAGAAAAACGGCCAAAGUCACACGACCAUAAUAAAAUAUCGUCACUCGGCUCCACACAUGCUUACUAACACACUGGCCAGUGGUGUCCAGCUGCCCGAAGCGGAGAGCCUGCUGUGGAUGUGUGCAGCCCUCUGGACUUGGUGGGAGGGGGACAAGUUUCCCCACAGACAAGCUUGGAUCACUGAGAGAGACGAUGCCUUCCUCCUGUAGCCCAGCCUCACAAGCCGCUCAGUGGAUUUGGUGAUUUCCUGAGAUUAUUUGUGCAAGUUAUUCAACGGGACUGAGAGAGAUCUGAGCCAGAGGAUGCUCCCACAGGUCAUUAGGAUUCUGUAUGUCUUGUCUUUCUGCUUUUUCCAAGGAGGCUUUAUCAGACUGAGCUCCUGUAAGGAGGAGAUAAAGCCCCCCAGCAGGGCAGGACCACAGCUGUCGCCUUCUGACUUCCUGGACAAGCUCAUGGGGAGAACGUCAGGAUAUGAUGCCCGCAUCAGACCCAACUUCAAAGGCCCACCUGUGAAUGUCACCUGCAAUAUUUUCAUCAACAGCUUUGGGUCCAUCACAGAAACAACCAUGGAUUAUAGGCUCAACGUCUUUCUACGGCAAAAAUGGAACGAUCCUCGGCUGGCGUACAGCGAAUACCCAGACGACUCCCUAGACCUGGAUCCCUCCAUGUUGGACUCUAUUUGGAAACCCGAUCUAUUCUUUGCAAACGAGAAAGGAGCCAAUUUCCACGAAGUCACCACCGACAACAAACUGCUGCGGAUCUUCCAAGACGGCAGCGUUCUGUACAGCAUCAGGCUGACUCUUAUCCUGUCCUGCCCUAUGGACUUGAAGAAUUUUCCAAUGGACAUUCAGACCUGUACCAUGCAGCUUGAAAGCUUUGGAUACACCAUGAAUGACUUGAUCUUUGAGUGGCUCUCCGACAGUCCCGUUCAGGUGGCUGAUGAUCUCACCCUCCCACAGUUUGUACUGAAAGAAGAGAAGGAUUUGGGCUACUGCACCAAGCAUUACAACACAGGUAAAUUCACCUGUAUUGAAGUCAAAUUCCACCUGGAACGGCAAAUGGGCUACUAUCUGAUUCAGAUGUACAUCCCUUCCCUCCUCAUCGUCAUCCUCUCGUGGGUCUCCUUCUGGAUCAACAUGGAUGCUGCACCAGCCAGAGUGGGCCUGGGCAUCACCACGGUACUGACCAUGACCACCCAGAGCUCUGGAUCCAGAGCCUCGCUGCCUAAGGUGUCCUAUGUGAAGGCGAUUGACAUCUGGAUGGCGGUAUGUCUACUGUUUGUGUUUGCUGCCCUGCUGGAGUACGCAGCAGUUAACUUUGUCUCGAGGCAACACAAGGAGUUCAUCAGGCUGAGGAAAAAGCAGCGGCGGCAGAGGAUAGAAGAGGAACUGGUGAGGGAGAGCCGUGGGUUUUACUUCCGAGGUUAUGGCCUGGGUCACUGCCUGCAAACCAAGGAUGGUACAACGGUGGAGGGCGCCACUGUCUUCAACCCCCCACCUCCAGUUACCAUAUACGAUGGCGAGGUACUCCGCAAGCGCUUUAUCGACCGGGCCAAGCGCAUUGACACCAUAUCCCGAGCUGUCUUUCCUUUGAGUUUCCUCAUAUUCAACAUCUUCUACUGGGUCACCUACAAAGUGCUGCGACAUGAGGACAUCCAUGCAAACUUGUAAUACGCUGUCUGCCUAUAUCCCGCCCUUCCCCCUUAAUGUUAAUUGCUAUAUUUUAGAAUUUUUUUUUUCUCUCAGAACCAAAACUGCCUGUCAGAUCUACAUUACAAGUGAGGAAAACGUGUGUCAGAGGCAUAUCUGCUUCGUAAACUAUCGCUGUUGAUGCUAUAAACUUUGUGCUCAGGUGCGUCUUCAGGAUCUCUGACAAAGAGUCACAAAGCCUGAGAAAACAGAGAUAAACUGUGUGGAUUCAGACUGGUGUUGUUGCUGUUUGUGAUUGCCCUCUCGUGUUUGUCCCGGUUUGAUUCGCCAGGAUUACCGCAGAGACAAAACACUGCUGGUGUCUUGUGAGAUCGUGACCUUUGUCUGAGACAAUGGCUAAAAGCAGAGAUCAAAAGAAGGCGAUGUUGGUCCUGGCCGGAUGAGACAUACUGACUUGAAUUUUGACACUACGCAUCUUUGAAUGAAUGUUUUUGAAAAUUCAAAAUAUAAUGGCUUUUUUACACCUUUAGAUUGCCAAACAAAUGGGUUGACGGGGGGAAAAAGGGGUCUUUGAUAUUUAAUGUAUUCAAUGGGUGGUGAUAAUUCAUUUUAACUACUUAUAACAAGAGAUUAUAUAUAACAGUGUAUAAACUGUAUAUAAACAAAGCUGUUAACUGACUGCACAAAGCACAAAUGUGUAUUUCUUUUUGUCUAAAUUCUAAAUUUAAAUAAAUCGAUAUUCU